Molecule: messenger RNA, 3023 nt
Organism: Sciurus carolinensis (gray squirrel)
Lineage: Eukaryota; Metazoa; Chordata; Mammalia; Rodentia; Sciuridae
Gene: Cacnb3
Product: calcium voltage-gated channel auxiliary subunit beta 3
Biological process (GO): chemical synaptic transmission; neuromuscular junction development; calcium ion transmembrane transport
Cellular component (GO): voltage-gated calcium channel complex
Molecular function (GO): protein binding; high voltage-gated calcium channel activity
Source: RefSeq, a predicted model, not a curated record
GCGCCCCCUCCCCUCCCCCGCACCAGCCCUUUGUUUCCCCGCGGAGUAGUUCCUGGGUUGCUGAGCGUCUCUGUCUCCGCAUCUCUCCUCGCCCCGCCUCCUCCUGCCCGGAUCCGCCCCGCCCGCAGCCUCUCCUGCCUCCCUCCCCGCAGCCCCUGCCCCAGAGGUGCUGGGGGACCCACCUUCCCCCGCUCGCGCCCGCCGCCUCCCCGGCCCAGUCCCCUGCUCCCCGGCCGCGGCGCCCCCGCCGCCCCCGCCGCCCCCGCCUUCCCGGGAGGGGGUCAGGUGGGCGGGCACUAUUGUUGUAGGAGCCGGCGCCAGAUUCCUCAGCGGCGCUCGGGGUGGGACCGGCUGGGUUUGGGGGGUGGGGAGGGGGGAGCGGUGAUUUGAGCUCGGAGCAGCUGGUCUUCGCGGCUCGUUCCCUCCUUCGCGCUCUCUCGCUCUCCGCCGCCGCCCGCAGGGCUGCGGGGCUCGGUGGCAUCUCGGGCGCGGCCCGCUGUCCUCGCCCCUGCCUCCGGGCCGCUCCCGCCCCCGGCGCCGCUCGCUUCCCCCACCCGGACUCCCCCAUGUAUGACGACUCCUACGUGCCCGGGUUUGAGGACUCGGAGGCGGGUUCAGCCGACUCCUAUACCAGCCGCCCAUCUCUGGACUCAGACGUCUCCCUGGAAGAGGGGGAGAGUGCCCGGCGUGAAGUGGAGAGCCAGGCUCAACAGCAGCUUGAGAGGGCCAAGCAUAAACCUGUGGCAUUUGCUGUGAGACCAAUGUCAGCUAUCUGUGGUGUACUGGACGAGGAGUGCCCAGUCCAGGGCUCUGGAUGUACUUUGAGGCCCAAAGAUUUUCUGCACAUUAAAGAGAAGUACAGCAAUGACUGGUGGAUCGGGCGGCUAGUGAAAGAGGGUGGGGACAUCGCCUUCAUCCCCAGCCCCCAGCGCCUGGAGAGCAUCCGACUCAAACAGGAGCAGAAGGCCAGGAGAUCCGGGAACCCUUCUAGCCUGAGUGACAUUGGCAACCGACGUUCCCCUCCUCCGUCUCUAGCCAAGCAGAAGCAAAAGCAGGCAGAACAUAUUCCCCCAUAUGAUGUGGUGCCCUCCAUGCGGCCUGUGGUGCUGGUGGGACCCUCUCUGAAAGGUUAUGAGGUCACAGACAUGAUGCAGAAGGCUCUCUUCGACUUCCUCAAACAUAGGUUUGAUGGCAGGAUCUCCAUUACACGAGUUACAGCAGACCUCUCACUAGCAAAGAGAUCUGUGCUUAACAAUCCUGGCAAGAGGACCAUCAUUGAGCGCUCCUCCGCCCGUUCCAGCAUUGCUGAAGUACAGAGUGAGAUCGAGCGUAUAUUUGAGCUGGCCAAAUCCCUGCAGCUAGUAGUGUUGGAUGCUGACACCAUCAAUCACCCAGCACAGCUGGCCAAGACCUCCCUGGCUCCCAUCAUCGUCUUUGUUAAAGUAUCCUCACCUAAGGUACUCCAGCGGCUCAUUCGCUCCCGUGGGAAAUCACAGAUGAAGCAUCUGACAGUACAGAUGAUGGCAUAUGAUAAACUGGUUCAGUGCCCACCAGAAUCAUUUGAUGUGAUUCUGGAUGAGAACCAGCUGGAGGAUGCCUGUGAGCACCUGGCUGAAUACCUAGAGGUUUACUGGCGGGCCACCCACCACCCAGCCCCUGGCACUGGACUUCUGGGCCCUCCCAGUGCCAUCCCCGGACUUCAGAACCAGCAGCUGCUGGGGGAGAGAGGUGAGGAGCACUCGCCCCUGGAGCGGGACAGCUUGAUGCCCUCAGACGAGGCCAGCGAGAGCUCCCGCCAGGCUUGGACAGGAUCUUCACAACGCAGCUCCCGCCACCUGGAGGAGGACUAUGCAGAUGCCUACCAGGACCUGUAUCAGCCUCAUCGCCAACACACCUCGGGGCUGCCCAGUGCUAAUGGGCAUGACCCCCAAGACCGGCUCCUAGCACAGGACUCGGAGCACAACCACAAUGACCGGAACUGGCAGCGCAACAGGCCUUGGCCCAAGGAUAGUUACUGAUGGCCUCCUGCUGCCCUACCCUGGCAGGCAUAGGCACAGCUGGCUGGGAUGCCCACUCCAGGCAGGUUGGAGUUAGACUGGCAUUAGGCUGCCACUAAGCUCAGCUCCCACAACCCCCUGCCCAGCCCCAGGGCUGCCUGUGGUCCCAAGGUUCUGGUAGAAGCAGGGGAACCCCUCACCUGGGCACAGUGACCCCUAGGCUCCCAUUCCAGGUACUAGCUGUGUUCUGCACCCCUGGCACCUUCCUUGCCUCCUGUACAAGAAGCUGCCCCACUGGGCAGUGCCCUCAGGCCAGGAUCCCCUUAGCAGGGACCUUCCCAUCAGACUCAGGGAAGGGAUGCCCCCUCAUAGUGACAAGAGGGUGGGGCUGUGGGCAAACAUGGCACAAGGAAGAAACAAGAUUCCCAAGCAGACAAGUCUUAACAGUCAAGGGAUUGAGGAGUUGUGCUUUGGUCCAAGGGUCUCCAUUCACCUCACUGCCACGCAUCAGAAACCAGACAAUCAAAGCCCAAUAGGGUGGCACUUCCACCCAUCAGCUGGAGUGGGGCAUCCACAUCCAAGACUAGAGCAGCAGGCAGGUGAGGCUGGGCCAGAGAAAGCCCUCCCAGCUGAGGCUCUUCGAGGAAAGGGCCCUCCUCACACCUCCAGGAAGCUUAGCAUCUGACAGGACCAGGGAUGUUGAAGCAUGGUCAAACCAAAGGCAGCAGAAGCCAAACCUGGAUUAGAAGUCUGGGGAGGGAGGAACAGCUUGGGGGCCUCCUCGCAUUCUCAUCCUGCCUUGCAUCCUGUCAUUUCUAUUCUCACCUCCUGGAAGGUGGGGGCUCCAGACUAUUCCCUGACUCAUAGCUGCUGCUUGUUAGGUUAGGGUUAGAUGGGGAGACAUAGGACACAGUGGACAGCCCCCAGAGGCCCUGGCUACCCUUGCCUUAUGGCUCUAGUGUGUGAUCUACAGAGCAUGCUCACAAGACCCGGGCCCAUUUCACUGUCAUCAAUAAAACAACCAUA